AAAUAACGAAAAAAAAUAGUGACGUUCUCCUCGACAAGAUUCUCCAUAAUUUUUGAUAAAUAUCAUUUUUUUUAAAUCGUGUUCGAAAUUUACGAUUCUAAAUUUGUAUCCUUUCAUUUUUUUGUAAACCGUAAAAUCACCCAAAUUUAUGAAAAAAUGUAACAAAUAUUUUUUAAUAGACCUGUGUUUUUCUGGAGGGGGAGAAGUUUAGUUAUUUCGAUGAAAAUGAGCCGUUUUAAAAUGUUUUCUGUGUGUUUGUUCUAUUUGUUUCUAAUACAGAAUAUUAUUGCUACGGACACUGCAACAAGUCAAUUUGAAAAUGCGAUGGAUUUGAAUCAAACGUCAGGAUAUUGUUCCCCAUACAUGGGAAAGGUGUGUCGUAAUUAUGUAAAUAGCGUACGAUUCGUAUGGUUUAACUUAACGAAAGAUACGACUGGCGGCUGGUUAAAUGAACAAAUAACGGCUGGUUUAUGGACCGAAUUAAUUGAAACAUUAAAAGAGCCAUGUCGUAGUGCUGCCGAAAAACUUUUAUGUACAUAUGCUUUUCCACAUUGUAUUAUCAAGGAGGGCGGUUAUUCCAGAGCGUUGCCAUUGUGUUACGAGGAUUGUAUUGCAGUUAAACAACAGUUCUGUGCGAACGAGUGGGCUGUCAUCGAGGACAACAAACAGCGAGGUAUCUUUUUUAAAUCGCGCGGUCAUUUCCAACUGCCCGAUUGUGAUAGUUUACCUCGUUUUAAUCCAAACAGUAGUGUGUCUACCUGUUCGCAUGCUAAGCUCACUGAAAUGAAAUUGGAUGAAGUCACUGAGGAUUGUGUUCGAGAUCGUGGACGAUUCUAUCAAGGUAAAGUGAACGUGACUAAAUAUAAACUACCAUGCCAAAAGUGGGAUUCACAAGAACCGCAUUCACAUGAUCGUCCUCCAGCUGUUUUCCCAGAAGUACAAAAUGCUGAGAACUAUUGUCGUAACGCGGGCGGGGAAGAGCCAGUCCCAUGGUGCUACACCAUGGAUCCAAAUGUACGUUGGCAACACUGUGACAUACCGCUUUGUGAUAAUAUUACGAGCGCGGAUUCAACGGGUACUGAAUUUCGGGACAUUGUACACAUGGAAACCUUGUUCACACCUGCGUUUGUGAUGGCACUAGCUGGAGCUGGAUUCGCUUUCAUCGUUAUUACGUUGUUAUUAGCGUUAAUGUGCCAUCGAUUGUACAAACAUCGUUUAGCCGCAGGUUAUGGACCAACGGCAACAAAUGAUAACCAUCGACAAGUGAAUAUCGAUCUCGAUAAGCUACCUAGCAACAUGGCCUAUCAUAGUACAGGAGCUCAACUGAAUCCACUGUUAGAGAAACUUGAAUUUCCACGGAAUAAUAUCAUUUAUAUACGGGAUCUGGGUCAGGGCGCGUUUGGACGAGUUUUCCAAGCAAAAGCACCUGGAUUAAUAGCUGGUGAAGAAUUCACUCUAGUUGCGGUGAAAAUGUUAAAAGAUGAAGCGUCCCAAGACUUGCAAGUUGACUUUGAACGUGAAGCCUGUCUAUUAGCUGAAUUCGAUCAUCCUAAUAUUGUUAAGUUGCUAGGCGUGUGUGCCGUGGGACGUCCCAUGUGUUUGUUGUUCGAGUACAUGGGUCGUGGUGAUUUGAAUGAGUUCUUAAGGACUUGUUCGCCAAAUAAUUACGUAUUACGUGCUGGAGGGAUGGUGCUAAACGAUGGCUCAGAUGUGUGGCGUGAUGUUCGAUUGACACAUCGCGAUCAAUUGAGUGUUGCUCAACAAGUGGCUGCUGGAAUGGUUUACUUAUCAGAUCGAAAAUUUGUUCAUAGGGAUUUGGCAACCAGAAAUUGUUUGAUUGAUGACAACAUGAUUGUUAAAAUUGCUGAUUUUGGAUUAUCCCAAAAAAUUUAUUUACAGGAUUACUAUAAAGGAGAUGAACAGGAUGCGAUACCAGUUCGUUGGAUGCCCUUGGAAAGUAUUUUAUACAACAAGUAUACAAUCGAAUCAGACGUUUGGGCUUUUGCCGUAUGUUUAUGGGAGAUAUUCUCAUUUGCACUUCAACCAUACUAUGGGAUGACGCACGAAGAGGUUGUGAAGUUCGUGAAGGAAGGCAACAUGUUAGCGUGUCCAGACAACACACCAUCAUCCGUCUACAAGUUAAUGCAAAGAUGUUGGGCGCACAAACCAUCUGAUCGUCCCAGUUUCCGUACAAUUUACGCUACACUCGAAGAAAUUAUAGAUGAUUUAGAGAGGACUACAUAGCAUCCGGCCAUUUCCACGAGCAUUGGUCUCAGUGGAAUUGGCCUUGGUGUGCGAAUUAGUGCCAGUGUUAGUUCUAGUGGACAUGAUUCUACUAGUUUGUAUUCAGUGGUUGACGUGCCCGGUAUUAAAUAGAUACAUACUUCAAUCUUCAACCUUCAACCUUUAACCUUACUGUUUACGUGUGCAAUCCUCAAUGAAGUGUUGUGCUUCAAGUGUGGUUCAAGUGUCAAUUUAACUAACUGUGCACGCUCGUCCUCGUCCAAAAAUAAACUAUUUACUAUUGGUUCGUGGGGCGAGGCACGGCCAACAUGCAUUUAUAUUGAAUUGGAUUGAAUUGGAUUCAUGAUGAAUCUCACAAUGUGAUAUGAAUUAGUUACUCAGUCAGUACCAACCAGUAAUUAUUAUAAAGCAGGGAAAAGCUCAUUAUUUAGCUCUUAAAGAAAGAUUAAGCGAAUGAAAAUAAGAUAUCUCGUACGUGCAAAUGAAAUCGGUUAUUUUUAGCAUUCCAGUACGAAUUAUUCCUUCGUAGCGAUGUGGAGCUAGUGCUAAUUCAUACUGACUGGACUAAACUGGACUGGGCUAUAUUCAAUUCACAAUAGAACGCUUUGAGAAUACUAAAGUUCACAACUUUUAUCUAAAGAAAAUUUGCCAAAUAUUUUUUAAAAAUCGAUUUUACGUUAUUUAUUUUUUAUUUAUAUUUUAAAAGUAAUUUUUUUUAUUGUGAUUUUUACAAAUACGUUUUUAUGUUCUCUUAAAAUGUGGCUGUGGGUGUCUUGCUUUGACUCUGACUCUGACUUUGACUCGGAUUCGUUUAUUUAAGCGUAAUUAAAAUGUAGCGACAUAUUUUUUUAAACUAAUUGCUUUUUAAUCAAAUAUUAAAUUAGUUAUUUAUGAAAAUCUCUAGUCAGCAGAUACAGGUAGAUACAUAACAUUUUUUUUAAACUUCAAGUGCGGAUCCAGCCCUCAAAAAAGGUGAUGGACACGGCACAGCAUUCUAAAAUCGGCCAAAUGCGAAUCGGAGUAUGAACUCGCUCUUGAUCGGUAUAGUGCAUUCCUACAAAAGAAAUGUUUACAAAAUAUUUGACGCC
Molecule: messenger RNA, 3332 nt
Organism: Chrysoperla carnea
Lineage: Eukaryota; Metazoa; Arthropoda; Insecta; Neuroptera; Chrysopidae
Gene: Nrk
Product: tyrosine-protein kinase transmembrane receptor Ror2
Exons: 4
Coding region: 220-2244 (674 amino acids)
Biological process (GO): multicellular organism development; cell surface receptor protein tyrosine kinase signaling pathway; protein phosphorylation
Cellular component (GO): signaling receptor complex
Molecular function (GO): ATP binding; protein binding; transmembrane receptor protein tyrosine kinase activity
Source: RefSeq, a predicted model, not a curated record